This is a messenger RNA of Leishmania mexicana MHOM/GT/2001/U1103, 3318 nucleotides long. RefSeq lists its product as hypothetical. The transcript has a single exon. The coding region runs from base 1 to 3318 and encodes 1105 amino acids. The record is from RefSeq and is a predicted model, not a curated record. NCBI's taxonomy places the organism in Eukaryota, Euglenozoa, Kinetoplastea, Trypanosomatida, Trypanosomatidae.
AUGCAGGCACGUGCUCGCUCCGGUGGCACCCGCCCGCUUCCGACGGCCACGUCGGCUGCGUCAGAGACAGACUCCAUCCGUACCGGAGGCUCCUCCGACUCCAACUCGCCAUCACAUGGGCUGCGCCGGGCGAACCUGCCGGCUCCGCUCGCGCCGGAUGUACUCUCCAGCUCCCUCCCUGCUUCCCAGCGGCUCGACGGUGCCUCGUCGUGCCCUGUGAACCGCGCCGGCAGACUUGCAGCGGACGCUUUGCGUAUGCCGACCAUUUCCCCCACCGCAUCACCGCUAACCGUGCAGGGCCGCAGCCCGCCGCCUCACCAGAGGGAGGCGUAUCAGCGGCGGGUCCAUCCUGGAAGCGGCGGCAGAGGUGGCGGUGCGAUGUCGCUGCCACUCCCAAGCACCCCGACCCAGGCAAGCCCCACCCCUGUGGACGAAAGCGUUGAUGGCAACUGCCGUCGUAGACACCACAACACUCGAAGCAGCACGAACAGCGGCAGCAGCAGCAGCAGCAGCAGCCGUCAUGAGAAAAGCAGCAACGCAUUGGCCCUCCGCACCAAUGAGCCGGCGCCGUCUAUGCCCUCCAUGUCGAGUCGACUGCCGGCGAUGACGCAGCCAAACAAGCUGUCGACCUCCGCAACAGCCAGCUCCAACGUGUCGACCACCAAUCCUCCGGCUCAGCAGCAGCCGGCCUCCACAGCAACCAUGCCCACGGUGCCGACAUCAUCAUCCCGGCUGGCGUCGCAACCAGACGUAUCCCUUCUCACGGUCAGCUCGCCAGCGCGCAGGUGCUGCCUGGUGGCGGAUAACAGUGACCGCAGUAUCGAGACCACGCCCGUGUCAACAGUGCAGAUACCCUUGCCCCCUCGGUCUCUGCCGCAGGCGCCUGCACCAGCGCCGCGUCCAUUGUCCACGGUGAGUGCGACGUCCGCGAAAAACAGCGGCACUCGCGGCACGGCCCACCAGCGCGAAGCAGAGGCUCGCACCACUGCUGGAGACAGCAGCAGCAGCAGCAGCAGCAAGGAGGCGUAUCUGCGCGAUAAUCCGCGGGUGAGGGCACUCGUGAACAGUAUGUACCAGCACGUUAUGAUCACACAGCCCGAGGAACCACUUCGGUACCUCGCACAGCUCCGUGCCGGCACAGUGCCGCAGCCACGGCAGCUUUCGAGCAGAGCACACGGCAGCACCCAUCCACCAUGCUCACACGCAGCGGAGGGGACUAGCACCUCGAGCGCGUCAGCUUCGUCAGAGCUGCGUCGAGACAGCAGUAGCACGUGCGAUAACGAUGGCGGCCACACAUGGGCAGGGCCACCGCAGCCAACGCCCCAGCAACCCGAGAGUGCCCCCUCUCACGGAGGUGACGUUGACCUCGCUGGCAGCUUUGAAAGCGGCGCUGUCAGCAGCGGUGUCACCAACCGACCAGCCUCGCUGACAUCGCGUAGUGAUGCAGCUGCUGUCGUCCGCCUUCUUCGCACUCCGCCAUCAGCACCGACGACGUCGCCGCAACCGCGCGGUGGAAGCAGUGGCGUGAAUGCUGGCGGUCGUGUAAUGCCGCCCUCGAUCGCCGGCACUGUGAUACACACAAAUGCGAGCAGCAACGCCACCCUCAGCGGUAGCGCGUCGAGCAAGCACGGGUCCCCGCAACUCCUGCAGCGUUCCGGGCUCGCAACGAACAGCCUAGCGAACAGUGGCGUUCUCUCUGGUUUCACCGUCGGCAGCGCUGGCCAUCAGUCUGGGAGCAGCGCCCCGCUGCUCCAGCACGCCAGUGGUAGUAUCAGCGUCUUCCGCUCCAGCGGCGUCUCGGCACCGCACUUGGUGUCCUCUUUCGCUGGCAGCAUCUCGGGCAUCGAUCGCGGCGAGGCCACCCCGAGCGACCUCAGCUCCCUGUUCAGCACGAACUCGGUGGAUCUGCAGGAGUUCAUUGCGGAAUUUCGCCUCGCCAAGGAGGAGCGCUACGGCGGCAGCGUCGACCAUCCCGCCAUCACACUGGACGAGCUCGCCUGCAUCAUUGAGUGUAACAGCUUCCCUUGCGCCGACGCGGAGGUGCUGCUGGACUUGUUUGAUGAGCUGCAGCCAUGCGCCCGGUACCUCGCGGGUGUGCAGAACCCCACUCGCUCCCCGCCAACGGUGCCAGGCACUCUGAAGCGGAACAACUCACCCCUGUUGCUGCAUAGAGGCCUGGGCCGCAGAAGUAUGAGCCCCAUCUCCCACUUCAACGGAACCGUGACUGCCACAGCUGCGGCGGAAAGCGCAGCCACUGGCAAAGUGCGCGGAGUCGGCCCCACGAACAGCUCUGCCGCUGCGGUAGUGUGCAACAACGGCAAUGCGACCGGGCCAGCGUGGCCUCCAGGGCGGGUGCAAGGCGCCGAGUCGUGUGUGACCGCUGCACACCCACCCGCCAGCAUCGCUGCGAAAGACAUGGGUCACAACCACGAGCGCUUCGCUGACGAGGCGCAGUACAAGGGUUGCGUUACGAUCAGUGGACGCGCAGACUCCAAGGAUGGCAAGGUCCUGGUGAUCGGCAGUCGUAUUGCAGACGGGGCCCCGUACGAGUCGUCCAGCGAAGGUGGCAGCUAUAACCCCUACAGCCGCUGCACCUCUGAAGCCUUCACCGGUGCCUCAACUCUCCCGCGACAGCAGGGUAUGUCGCAGCACUCCUACUCAGACAGCGAGGAGGUGCCGACGGUCCCCUUCGACACCCUUCUUGCCCGCAUGGCCUACAAGAUCCAGGGUCGGUAUGCGUCCGAGGCGAUUCGCAUCGCCUUCUACGGUAUGGUGGUGGAUGAAGAGUCGGCAGCGGCUGCCUUGGAGAGCAGUGGGCGCAGUGCCGGACUUGGUGUCGACGGCGCAGCGCUUGUGGCCAACGGACGAGGUUUGCACGGAGUCGUCUCAACAGACUCUCUCACGCCAUCGGAGACGACCGCGAUGGGCAGCAGCAGUGCCGGAAUGGCGACGACGGGCUACGGCACUCUGCCAAGCUGCACCGUCCCUCUCUCACGCUGCAUCGCGGAAGGGCUGUUUGCGCGACUAGGCAUGGUCGACGUUACGGCAGGCGAGGUGCAGCGUGGCCUCCGAAGUGUCGGGCUUCCAACAGGCCAGGACGAACAGCGUGUGUACGAGUGCCACCUGGAGGACUUCGCGCGACUGGUCCGCGCCAUCACGGCCGUCUCCGAGCGUGGGUGCAGUGCGAGCCCGGUGAACCCCAGUCUCACGAGUCUGCGCGAGAGUUACUUGCAGCGCGGCAGCAGCAGCAACUUCACGGUAUGCAACAACAGCACCGGCGGCACCGUUCCCGCCGCACCAGCUCCAUGGAAGGAGUAG